This is a messenger RNA of Mizuhopecten yessoensis (Yesso scallop), 5118 nucleotides long. RefSeq names its product insulin-like growth factor 2 mRNA-binding protein 2. NCBI's taxonomy places the organism in Eukaryota, Metazoa, Mollusca, Bivalvia, Pectinida, Pectinidae. Gene Ontology annotation, cellular component: nucleus; cytosol; cytoplasm. Bases 511 to 2289 code for a protein of 592 amino acids. Gene Ontology annotation, biological process: nervous system development; regulation of gene expression. The record is from RefSeq and is a predicted model, not a curated record. Gene Ontology annotation, molecular function: mRNA 3'-UTR binding. The transcript is spliced from 16 exons.
GAAAAGCAUAAAUAAACUAAACUGAAAUAUAGCCUGGAUGCAUUAUAAACAGGCCAAAAUAUCCCAAGUUUCAUUACCACGUGGAGUUCUUUCAGCUCAUAAAUUUACACUUUGGUCGCCCAUUGAUUGAUUAUAGGGGAGACAGUUUUUUUGUCAUUCAAAUAAAAACCAUCAUUGGCUUUGUUUCUUUAAGACAAAUGUGCAAUUUCGGAUUUAAUUGAAGUAAAGGAAAGUACUUCACCAAAUGCGUUAUAAUAUACCACGCGAUGCAUCUUAAAAAUAUUAUUUUGGGUUCAUUAUGGUGUAUCUUAUAUCUCAAUUUACCUCUUUACACAAUGGACUCUCCGAAAAUGGUAUUACUACGCACUAUCCUCUCGCAGUACAUCCCUUCUUUUUUUCUACAUGAUAUAUAGUACAUCACAAUUACGUAAAAUUUGAACCGUGAACAGUAAAACUUACUAGUGACAUUUGUAUAGGCAAUGUUUAUUAUGUCUUUCAGAGCCGCCAAUAAUGUUUAGGGUGUAUGUCGGUAAUUUGAACCCGGAGGUCGAUGAAGGAACGCUGCGUGGCCUGUUCGAAGAACGAGGAGUACAGACAGGCAACAUAUUGGUGAAGAGAAAAUACGCGUUUGUCGACUGUCCAGACCAGGAAAACGUCGAUAGGGCCAUCGAAAGUUUAAACGGAUACAGUUUAAUGGGCUCCAACAUGCAGGUGGAACCAUCAAUGUCCAGACGAAGGUCCAACAAGCUACAAGUCAAAAACCUGCCACAACUAUCCAGGGAUGAGUUAGAGAGUUUUCUUGGAAGCUUCGCCAAUUUGGAGAAGGUUGAGCAAGCUGGAGCUGAAGGCCUGGUCUAUGUACAGUACAGCAAUGCGGAUGAAGCACAAACAGCAUACAAUCACAUCAAUGGAUAUGAUUGGAGUGGAAUAUUAUUAAAAGCCGACUUUGCCAGUAACAGAACCCGUAAAUCAAUACGUGAGCCAAAUAUGUCUAACUCAGGUGGCGGUGGAGGAGGUGGUGGCCCCAACAGCGGUGGCCCAGGCCGUCAAGUGGAGAUGCCAUUACGUAUACUUGUAGGCAGUGAAUUUAUUGGUGCCAUCAUUGGUAAGCAGGGACAGACCAUUCACAACAUUACCUCACAAACCAAAGCAAGAGUGGAUAUCCAUCGCAGGGAUGGUCAGGCAGUAUCAACUGAAACGCCUAUCACAAUAAAGGGAAGUCCUGAAAGCAGUUCAGAAGCAUGUAAAGAAAUGAUGACAAUUGUUCAAACAGAAGCCCAGAAAUACAACAAAGGGGAUUACCCAUUCAAAAUUCUAUGUCCAAAUCAUUUAUGUGGGCGUAUCAUUGGAAAACAAGGCAACGUCAUAAAAAACUUCAUGGACAAGACAAACACCCAUAUAGUUGUAUCCAGCGUGGCCGAUGCAAAUAACAUGUAUGUGGACCGGGUCGUCACUGUCACUGGGUCAGUUGAAAACGCGAGUCAGGCAGAGAGCCUGUUGUCUGACAAAAUGAGGAAGUGCUUCGAUCAAGACCAACAUGGAUAUAUGGGUCAAAUCAGCAUGUUUGGUGGAAUGCCACCCAUGGCUCCAGGAAUGAUGCCAGGCUUCAGCAAUUAUCAGGCAGUACGGCCACCUUUUGGACACUACCCUCCACCCAUGCAGCAAGAGGGCUACUACCCUGGAAAUAUGGCCUACGGAGGCGGUGCACCACCCAUGCCACCCCCAGAACUGGAGGUGACAUACCUAUACGUCCCAGAGAACACUGUCGGGUCAAUAAUCGGUAGCAAGGGUGCCAAUAUCAAGGAUAUCAGCAAGUCUACAGGAGCAAGAGUCAAGAUUAUCCAGCCGAGCUCAAAGGAGCCCAAUGGUGAGAGGAAUGGGCAAAAUAUCCAAGAGAGGCGUUGUAUCGUCACAGGAUCUCCGGAAGCCCAGUUUCAGGCACAUUUUCAGAUUUUCGACCGCAUCAAGAAGGAGGGAGGCUUUUCAAGAAUGGAGGACGUUCACCUGAGAUCAGAAAUCAUGGUACCAAAGGGCAUGAUAGGACGUAUAAUUGGAAAGGGAGGUCAAAAUGUCCGUGAGAUACAGCGAGUAAGUGGUGCUAUUGUUAACCUGCCAGAACUUAACAAUCAAAAUCCCUCGGAAGAUGGUGAGGUGCCCGUCUCCAUCAUCGGCCAUUUCCAAGCCAUGCAGGCAGCCCAGCGACGUGUACGGCAGCUAGUAUCCAACUCGUCAAUUCCACCAAAACGCAGGCCUAGUCAGCGAGAGCAGAAUGGCAAACAACAGAUGUAAGCGGAGCUGCUCAGGAGUGAACUUUGACCCCAGACCAUCGGGGUCGGGACAGGAAAUGUGUAACACCAGAACAAGUUGGCUGCGAAAUGAUCAAAUUCUUUCCUUACUUUUUAUCUUGAUCUUAAAAAAAAGUCCUUUAAGCUGCUCUCAUUCUCUCCCAGUGUUUCAUGUCAAAUGUUUUGACAUGGGUUACCCAAACGUCCUUUGUUAUGUCAAAGGCAUCAAAAUAAUUCACUGCAUUCUAUUAGAUCUUUUCUUGCUCAGAAAUGAGUGGGUAUUUCGUGUGACCAACUUGGAGGUUUGCGGUAGGAUGAGAGAGAUAUAUUUAUUAUACCUAGUGUAUUAAGUUGGAACAAAUUUUAGACCAUUGUUGAUGUUUUCAAAUAUGCUAUGGUCUUUUUUUGUAAUAAAAUUUAUUUUUGAUACUUGUUGAGGAUUUUUUGUUAGAAUUUUUAUGACCUGUUUAAUAUGGGCAUUUUUAUUUGUCCGAUUAAUAUUAUUAAAGAGGAAAAUAGAAAAAAAAAUAACAAAAACUGAACCACUUUCAGCAAUUAAGCCAAUUCUAAAUCAGGUCUCAAAAACGUUUUGCCCGCAUAUUGAUUGUUCAUUAUAUAUUUUUAAGUGUCUGCUUGACUUCUUCGCUUCCAAAUGUUUUAUCGGAGAGCGCAAUGUUUAGUUAUAUGUGAUGAAGGUCACAGCAGCCUGGGCGUUGCAUCUCUCCGUCUGUUGUUAUAUUGUUCUCAGUGCUAUAAAUACUCGUUGGGAGCGAGGCAGCCAGGCACACACUCUGGGAAAGUGGACAAAAUGGAAAUGGGCAUUUCAGUAUUAAGCUAUAAUGAACUUGCAUGCUGCAAAUAUAGGUCCUCCUCAACUUGUAAUUAAACAUGUCGUAACCAAUUUCUUUUUCCAAUAGAGAUUUUAAGUUAUGAUUUAAAAGGGCAGGGAUAAUAAUACGGAUACUAUUGAUAUAUUGCGAGUCCCCUCGUGUGGGGUAUAAAUUGAAGAGCAGGGGCAAGUAAUGAUCAUUUCCCCCCCUCUGCAAGAUAUUUCCUCCAAGUAAUUUCAACUUAAUUCAAAAGAUGGCAGUACCAUUUUGAUGCCUUUUCUUGAAAGGUUCAAAUAGACAACAUGCAAGCGAAUUGCAUCGUUAAAGGAUACCUGUCAUCACCUGGUCCUAAUAUCACGGGAGAUAAUGUGGACACUUGAUAACUACAUCUAGAUAUGGAAAGAUUUAGCAAAAAUUCAUCCAUUUUUUGUUUUUGUUUUUACCAACGUGUAUGUAUUGUCAAAACAAUCAUUUAUAAAUUGACAUCUCGUGUAAAAACCGAUCUAUAUAUAAUAUACAUUGAAGCAUUUUGUAUCUUAUCAAUUUUUUUUCCUUUUCGUUGUUGAAUUAAAUUCUUGCAAAUGAUAUGUGCAGAAGGUGGUAAAUUAAUAUUGAAUGAUGUUAUAUGUGUAACAGUUGGUGAUUCAAAUUUAGGUAAAAAUAUUUAAAAAACAAAAAAAAAUUGAAAUGACUGCAAAAAAAAAUAUUUGACAUCCGUAAACUUUUUGUUUUCACAAUUUUGUGUUUAAAAUCUUCAAGAGUAAAGUCAAUGUUUGAAGUUCACUGUUUUUACCAUUUAUGGUAGUUGGGUUAUAAAAUAUUGUGCUAGUUUUCAUUCAGAGUGAAUUGUUGUCAAUUAUAUAAUACCUGUUUCAUUUUAGUAUGGAUAUUACACUAUUGCAAAGAGCCAAGUCUUGGACCCUGUGUACUUAUAUAACCUUUUUUAUGUACCCUUUUGUGACCACUCUCCAACCACUGAUUCCCCCCCCCCACCCCUUUUAUACAUGUACCCGUAUAGCAAGAUGACUUCUUUUUUUUUUGGUCAAAUCUUAAAAAAAUUAAGCCAACCUGUUGAUAAGUAGAACUGAUAUACAAAAUGAACUAUUCCACGAAAUGCCCGUAAUUUUUCGUACCAUUGUGACUGCUAUGGUGUGGCCAGUACGGAUAUAUAUAACCCAUUUGCCUAGUUAGUCACAAACUGUGAGGUGCAGAAGUUGCGGGCAUUUAUAGAGCAGCAUUCUAGCUUGGUGUUUCUAUGAUGAAGACGGCCACGCCAGACAGGGCACACAGUUCAUGUCAACUACCUCAUUACCCACGAGGAUUGAUUUGCAUUACCAUUUUACCACUUUAAAUUGUAUGUGUUUGUGAUGUUCAAGACUUGGCUCGCCUCGCCAGCUUUGACCGGGCAUUUCUUUGUUGAUGACGUAAUAUGCAAUGUAGACAUUGUCAAAUCAUAUAACCUUUUAUGACUGUAGUUUCUGCUUAGUAUGAAAUAUGGAAAAUACCAAUAGAAGUUGUUUUUUUUUGCGCCACUAUACACGAAUAAUUAUUGUCAAAUGUAUAGUUAAAUUUUUGAGAACUUUUUUGAGUUGAUCUGUUUUCAUUAUGCAGACUUUGGUACAUAGAGAGCAGUAUUGCAUGUGAUGUAUCCAGUUUUCGGUUCUCACGUUUUUCUUUUCUCCUUUGCCGAGAUGUUUUGUGUACAUGAUAAGAUGUUAAAUCUUCUUACCUUAUAACAACAUGACAGGGAUGACUGUUGACCUCACAACAGAAUUAACUUCACUAUCUGCUAAUCAAUACUGAUGCUAGGCAGGCCCGGUACGCAUGUUCAGGUGCGUGCCGAUGCAAGGAAAGGUAUGACCAGCGCACUGUAGCAGACUGACUGACGGGGACAGACAUAAACAAGUGGAUCUAACACUGCUGUAUCUGUUCUUGUCAUUUUGCAAUAUAACUUCUGUUUGUCUCCCUUUUCUACCAGGAAGAUUAAAAAGUAUUCUAGUUUA